Molecule: messenger RNA, 1262 nt
Organism: Paramuricea clavata
Lineage: Eukaryota; Metazoa; Cnidaria; Anthozoa; Malacalcyonacea; Plexauridae
Source: the annotation of a GenBank genome assembly
AUGGACACUAAUGGUAUGACUGGUGCUCAGCAUUUUUCAAAGCUGGACGCUUCUUCAGGGUAUUGGCAAACCAAGUUUGAUGAGGAAAGCUUGAAGUUGUUGUGCUUCAAGUCGAAAUUGUCUGAGUUUGCUACAGAAACCUCAAAGGAUCCUGUUUUACAGAAGUUAAAGAAUUGUGUACUAAAUGGAUGGCCAGACAAGGCGAGACAAGUUGAUCCUGCUGUAAGGCCAUAUUACAGUUUUUGAGACGAAAUCACGUUAUAUGAAGACAUCUUGCUCAAAUGUGACAGAAUCAUUGUACCAUCAAGUCUUCAAAUUAAAUGAAAUGCGACAAAAGAUCCAUCAUGGUCAUCUUGGAAUAGAAAAGUGUAAAGCUCGUGCCAGAUCAGCACUUUAUUUGCCAGGUAUGAUUAGUGAAAUUGUUGAUAUUGUUAUUGAAGUGUGAUGCUUGUGUGGAAAACGGAAAUUAUCAGCCAUCUGAAACACUGAUUCCUCAUGAAGUUCCAUCAACUCCUUGGGAGAAAGUGGGAAUUGAUCUGUUUCAGUUAAAGAAUAAAGACUACCUGAUUGUUGUUGACUAUACAUCGAAGUAUUUCGAAGAAAUUGCUCUUCCAAAUACUCUAGCCUCGACUGUUGUGCAACAUACCAAAAGUAUAUUUGCUCGAUUUGGUAUACCUAAGACUGUAGUUAGUGACAAUGGUCCUCAAUAUUCUUCGCAUCAAUAUAAAGCAAAUAUGCGAAAGAGUGGGGUUUGAUACGUCAAGCCCCAGGUACCCAAAGAGUAAUGGUUCGUAGAAAGAAAUAUUCAAACUGUGAAGACCAUAAAAAAUUCUCUUAAAAGUGGCGAUGACCCUUGCCUUGCACUACUUGCAUUACGUUCAACUCCUGGAACUGACAAUUCCCCGUCCCCAGCAUUUAAGUUAAUGAAUCACCAUCUUCAAACUCCCCUACCUUCAAUAAAAACUGAGAAAACAUCACCUACUUUGCUUGGGUCACAAAAAGUUAAAGAGUAUCACGAUCAACAUGCAAAGAACUUGCGACCUCUUAAAGAAGGACAAUCAGUACGAAUUAGGGAUGGUAAAUCAUGGCAUGUGAAGGGAAAAGUAAUGGAAAGAGUUGAGAGCAGCCAAGGUCUUAUGCUGUUAAAACAGAGAAAGGUACAAUCAUUUGUAGAAAUAGAAGAGAUCUUCUUAGCAUGCCGGAAAGAUUCGAUUUGUGUGAUGCCGUUGAUGAUGAACUGGAGAUACCACCUAACCCUUUAG